GAUAUCCGCGGUGAGUGAAUGGACGGAGGUGGUGCCCUCGCUCUGCCAUAUGGCCUUCCGAAUCACGGCGGUGAAAGAAUAGAAAAAAGAAAUGGACGCGUGAAGCGGAAAAUGUAAACGUGGACGACUCGCGUUGACAUAAACGUAAAACCCGUGGAUGUUUCAUUUAUUUAUUUGGCACAGCUUCCCACUACAGAAACAGGAUGACAACAACACAGUAGUAUUGGCAACGUGCAAGUGUUUCGGUUCCCACAUGCUGCAUCAAAGAUGAGGAUACAGGGACAGCCUGAGGGCGCGAGGAGGCGUCUGGAUUUGAAUGCAUCUGGCGAGUUUAAGAGCGUGGAGGUCAUCCGCGGUCGGGCUGGAUAUGGCUUUACUAUUUCUGGACAGAGGCCGUGUAUGUUGAGCGGCAUCCUGGAAGGAAGCCCGGCACACUUGGUGGGGCUCAGACAGGGAGAUUGCAUCUUGGCUAUCAAUGGAAGUGACGUGUCCACUGCUUCUCAUGAGACUGUGGUGCAGCUGAUUGGCAGUUGCCAAGGACCCCUGUGCUUGGUGGUGCAUGCUGAAGGUCGAAUGAUGGGAAACCCCAUCCUUAAUGAUGCAAAAUUUGGGAUCGCUCAGAAAAGUGGUGUUUUCCAAAAGGCAAGUGUUCUCCGAACCAUCUCAGAUGACUCAAGCAACUCCUCCUUCAACUUGAGUCAUUCUGUAACCAACAAACAGAGGCCGGUUUCAGAGCCAGAUAUGUCACAGUGGUCACAGCAGUGGAGUGUUUUAGCUGAGCAGCCAAAGGAGGAAACUUCAACAUCUGGAGACGUAGACUCUGUUAUUACAGACACAGAAGAAGCCAGUCCAGACUGGGGUGUUUUGAACAUGACCUUGGUGGUGGGCUACCUGAGCUCCACAGAGCUGAUUUUGAACACCAGUGAAUUGGAGGACUGUUCGAAAGCCAUUCUGGAGAGAAUUCGACAGCUGGGCACAGAGCAGGACACCCAUACCCUGGUGAUGAUGAAGAUUAUGUUUGAUUGCAUUCGACUUUGUGACGACACUGGAGCUGUUUUGGCAGCUUUCCCUGCUGAGAACCUGGUCUUAGGCGCUGUGUGUACUGAAGACCCACGUUUUUUUUGUCUGGUCACUACAGCACAUAUUAUUAAUGGCCGUGUACCAGAUGACAGUCCCUUGUGCGCCUCCUGCCAUGUUUUUUUCAUUGACCCAGAGCUGGGAAACCACAAGGACCACACUGGGAUUGCUGGCCGUUUUGGCUUCAUGUGCACUCCAGAUCCGGAUGCCAUGGGCUGUCUGCAAUUCCCUCAGACCCCCCCAGAUGUUCUUCACUUUGCAACCGUCCUUUACAGUGACAUGGGGGAGGCUGUGGAAAGGCUAAGAGUCAAACUGGAUGCAGAAGCUCAGGAGCAAGCCAAAGAGAACCAAAGCACUGGCAAACGUGGCAGUGCCAGCAGCACUGGGGACAGUGGUAUUGGAAAUGCUUCUCCCCCUGAGGAGAGAGCAGACAGGGAUUUCCCUUCUGCAAUCCAAAACCAUCCUGGGGCCCACCUCCCCAGCUGUCCAUGGGAUUAUCCUCUGGCUGAAGGCCUCAUACCGAUAACCCUCUCCACGUCUGGCCAAAAACUUGAUCCAGAGAACAGUAUCAGCACAGAUUCCCUUUCAGAGUCACUACCUGGCCCAGAUUCUCUUGCUAGCUUUUAUGGAGGACCUCCACCCAGGCUAGAGUUCCAGUUCAAGCCCCCACCACCUCCUCUGCCUUUGGAUAAAAAAACAAACUUCUUUGGAGAUCCUCUCAGAGGGAGCCAAAGGUGGUUCUCAAAGCCGAAGUGGCCAAAAGCCGUAAAUAGUGAUCUGGCACCGCGAGAAAUAUCCAACAACUGGCCCUCCAACAGUAGUCUAAGUGCCAGCACAAAUAACCUGCCACCUCCAAUGAGCCAGAUACCCUCAGAGAGAUAUCAGUCAGCUGAGAUCAGGAUGCUGCCUCCCAGGGAAGACUGGACCAAAAAGUUUGUAGAACAGAGACAGAAACAGCGGAAGGAUGGCAGCACUAGAAAUUCUGCUGCUUCGUCAGAUGGUGACUAUAGUGGAAUCCAGUUGCAGAGCUGCUGCAGUCAGAGCAGCCUAAACAGUAAUGGCAGUCUUCCAGGAGCAGGCAGCAACCGAGGGGUUCCAGAGCAGCGUGUGGCCAGCUGGUCCUCCUGCUUUGAGCGUCUCCUCCAGGAUCCCGUGGGCGUGCGCUACUUCUCGGAAUUUCUCAAGAAAGAAUUCAGCGAGGAGAAUAUCUUGUUCUGGCAAGCCUGCGAAUACUUCAGUCAUGUCCCUGCAACAGAUAAAAAGCAGCUGUCCCAGAGAGCAGGGGAGAUCUACAACAGCUUCCUGUCCAGCAAGGCCACCAUGCCGGUCAACAUCGACAGCCAAGCCCAGCUGGCUGAUGACGUCCUUACCUCCCCAAGGCCCGACAUGUUCAAGACCCAGCAGCUACAGAUCUUCAACUUGAUGAAGUUUGACAGUUAUUCACGAUUCCUCAAGUCCUCCCUUUACCAGGAGUGCAUGCGUGCUGAGAUGGAUGGUCAGCCCUUGCCGGACCCCUACCAAAUCCCCUGCAGCCCCGCCCCCUCAAAGCACAGUGCCAGCUCUGACCGCUCCACCCUGUCUACCCCAAAAAAGGAGGUCAGAAAGCAGCGCCCGGGGAGGUCACCGAAUGAAGACAGCAGAGACGAAAGCGCCGACAAGAAGCGCAGCUUCUUCUCGUGGUCGCGCAACAGGAGCUUCGGGAAGGGUCCGAAGAAGAAGGAAAUUGGAGAUGUUAUCUUAGAUUACUGGGGAAGUAAUGGGAGGAGGGAGUCCCAGGGCUCCUUGUCUUCUGGUACCAGUCUGGAGAUGCCCACUUCCUGCUCCGCUGGCAAGAUUGAGUCUGAUAAUCGCCACUCUGUUGGAGCGUGGGAACGUUCUCCCAAACAGUGCAGCGUGCUGCUGCCCGACGGCUCCUGCUCUUCUAUCAGCCUUCGGCCCGGUGCCUCCAUUAGGGAAGUUCUCCAAGAACUCUGCCAGAACAUUAGUGUCAAUGUUGCUGCCGUGGACCUUUUCCUGGUGGCAGGAGACAAGCCUUUAGUGUUGGACCAAGACUGUAUGACCCUAAGCUCAAGAGAGCUAAGACUGGAGAAGCGUACCUUGUUUAGGUUGGACCUGGUACCCAUUAACCGCUCUGUGGGACUGAAAGCCAAGCCGACCAAGCCAGUCACUGAGGUCCUGCGGCCCGUGGUGGCCAAAUAUGGUCUCCACCUCAGUGAUCUUGUGGCCAAAAUAAGCGGAGAGACUGAGCCUCUGGAUCUGGGUGCUCCCAUAUCGAGUCUGGAUGGCCUGCGAGUUGUGCUGGAGCGAGCGGAUCCCUGUUCAGUGAAAGACAAAUCCAAGUCUUCCUCCCUAAAAAGUCACCCAACCCGGAGUUUUUCUGCGACAGGAGAUGAGAGGUCAGCACCAAAGGACUUUUCUGUGAGACCAAGUGGACCAGACUCAGCACUCCCAAGGGAAAAGAGAAAACAGAAAAAGAUUAAUAUAGAUGAAGCUGAAGAAUUCUUUGAGCUGCUGAGCCGGGCGCAGAGCACCCGAGCCAACGACCAACGUGGACUCCUGAACAAAGACGACCUGGUGCUUCCUGACUUCCUGCGACUGACUCCACCCACUUCCUCUGUUUCCGUCUCCUCCGACCUGGCCUGCUCCACCCCCAGCUCCCUGAAACCAAGUCGAGAGAACGGCAUCCCCUCCCGCAGUCCCCUCACUUCCAGCCUACGCUCAGAGAGCCUCGACUCCUCCCUGAGCUCCAGUGCGAACGGACACUCCGGGGCCAGGCGGUGCCUGCUGCCCCCUCCGCGCCACCCAACUUUCGGCACGCACAUGUCCCCUAUCCUCCGGCCCUCAGACACCCGCCCAACCCUCCGCACAGUUGAGGAGGACGUCCACUCCGACCUGACUCUCGUGGGUGAAGGCGACAUCAGCAGCCCCACUCUGCUGCCUCCUUCACCAUCACCCGUGUCGUCCUUCAAUAGCAGCCUGCCAGCAGCCAACUUCACCCCACCACCACCCUGCACCCAGUCUCAAGACACAGGCGAUGAGGGAAAGUCCAGUUCAGAAGUGACAGAAACAACCCCCAACACCAAGUCACCCACUGAAAAAGCUGACUCUGCACAUACGGCUCAGGAGGUGAUGGAUGUGGAGGAAGUACAUCUUGAAGAAGGAACACCGGAAGUGUCCCAGGGAGAGGACUCUGAGCUGAGCCUGAGUUUUCAGGGAUACGUCGCCGAGCUGCGACAGUGCCAGAGCAAAAUGAGGAAUGCCCAGAUGCCCCAGAAUGGCCGCAACCCACCGGAGGGCCAGGACUGCAACACAGAUCUUUACAAGGCCACCAUUGUGUAAAGGGAACCCCUGCACCCGCCCCUCCCCAAUUGCUGCACUUUUAAAGCCUGAGGGACUGUUGUUUGAGGAGAUGUAGUCAAACAAUGUGCUGCAUGUACAAGCUGUCGGGUUUUUUUGUUUGUUUGUUUGUUUUGCCAGAGGAUCAAUAUUAUGGUGAUGGAUAUUGUAUAUUUGUUAAAAAAAAUUCUGGCAUCUUCUUGUUGAGUUUUAGUACUGGUUGUAAUUUUGGGACAGUGAUAUGUUUUAUUAUUGAUAUGGUUUGAUAAUUAACUAUUUUGAUCCAUGUUAGAUUGAAUAAUACCAUGACGGAAGCCUGAAACUCACUUUGUGGUGCCAGUUUCUAAUAAGGCCUGCAUUAUACACAGUUUAAAAGUGGAAAUUACCCGGCGUAUUACAGGACGCUGCUUGAUGAGAAGCCAGAAAGAUUAUUUAAAGGACCAACUAAAAAGUGAGAAGCAUUAGUGAAUGACAAAAGCCAAGCCAAAGGGAUUAACUAUUAAUGAAGCUAUUAAAGUAAUUUCAACUUGUAGAUACAUCAUAAAGUUUGACAAAAACAUCUUCACGCAGCGUCCACCUUUCCUCUCGGUUGCAUAAUAGAUAUGAAUAAAACAGUCCUGUCACUGAGGUAUCUCUGAUUUCUAAAGCAUUACUGUACAAGGCCAACCUUCUGUUAAGCUGCUAAACAACGAAAAAAAAGAAAAAGUUUUUGGAAAAUGAAUAAAUAAAUCAUUGAAUAACUGGCAGCCUUCUGCUGGUGAAAACCGAAAGAUGAAAGCUCAGGAAAAAACGCUUGUUAAAGUUGUUAUUAACAAGUUCUAAACUAUUAUCAAAUGAUUUAAUAAGCUGUUACACUGUUAAUUCUUGGAUACAUUGUGUACCUUUACAUUAAAGUUCUGAUUCAGUGCCCUCCUACUACCUUUUUCUGCUAGUUUUAUGCCAAGGAAAGCUGUGACAUGCAAUUGAAAUAAUAUUAAUUAAAAACAAACAAAAAAAACCCCCAAAAACUAGCAAGUAAAGCUCAACCUUUGUUUUAUGUUUCCCUAUUAGAAAGUAGUACCACAUACCUGGGCAGGAAUCUUGAAUAUUUGACUAUAUCUAGUUUAUAUUGUCUUCCUAUGUUUUACAGAUGAUACAUUGCGGUACCUUUAUUGUCUGGUUUUUCUGCUUCUGUGGUUGUGAGGUUGUCCAAAUUGUUGAAUAAU
Messenger RNA from Archocentrus centrarchus (flier cichlid), 5618 nucleotides. RefSeq names its product regulator of G-protein signaling 12-like. Gene Ontology annotation, biological process: signal transduction; regulation of G protein-coupled receptor signaling pathway. The transcript has 17 exons. Gene Ontology annotation, molecular function: GTPase activator activity; protein binding. The record is from RefSeq and is a predicted model, not a curated record. The coding region runs from base 268 to 4416 and encodes 1382 amino acids. Gene Ontology annotation, cellular component: nucleus; plasma membrane; cytoplasm. Lineage: Eukaryota; Metazoa; Chordata; Actinopteri; Cichliformes; Cichlidae.